This is a messenger RNA of Ceratotherium simum simum (southern white rhinoceros), 782 nucleotides long. RefSeq names its product DNA damage inducible transcript 4 like (gene DDIT4L). Gene Ontology annotation, cellular component: cytoplasm. The record is from RefSeq and is a predicted model, not a curated record. Lineage: Eukaryota; Metazoa; Chordata; Mammalia; Perissodactyla; Rhinocerotidae. Gene Ontology annotation, biological process: negative regulation of signal transduction.
CUCGGCUAGUUCGCUCCGGGGACGCUGGGCGUUUUAGGAGCCUCUGCACAUCCUGCCUGCUUUUGCACAUCUGUCCUUCUUGCCUCCUUUUUCCAGCACCCGGAGAGGCCGUCCCGCCCCGCAAGGGAAACAGAGCCAUUGACCAUGGUUGCAACUGGCAGUUUGAGCAGUAAGAACCCGGCCAGCAUUUCAGAGUUGCUGGACCGUGGCUUCCACCCGGGGAGCCUGCUGAAUGAUUUUGACUACUGGGAUUAUGUUGUUCCUGAACCCAACCUCAAUGAGGUGAUAUUUGAGGAGACAACUUGCCAGAAUUUGGUUAAAAUGCUGGAGAACUGUCUGUCCAAAUCAAAGCAGACCAAACUCGGUUGCUCGAAAGUCCUUGUCCCCGAGAACCUGACGCAGAGAAUCGCUCAGGACGUCCUGCGGCUGUCCUCCACCGAGCCCUGCGGCUUGCGUGGCUGUGUGAUGCACGUGAACUUGGAGAUUGAAAAUGUGUGUAGAAAGCUGGACAGGAUUGUGUGUGAUUCUAGUGUGGUGCCCACUUUUGAGCUGACAUUGGUGUUCAAGCAGGAGAGCUGCUCGUGGACGAGCUUCAGGGACUUUUUCUUUAGUCGAGGCCGCUUCUCCUCCGGCCUCAGGCGAACUCUGAUCCUGAGCUCAGGAUUUCGACUUGUUAAGAAAAAGCUUUACUCCUUGAUUGGAACAACCGUCAUUGAAGAGUGCUGAAAGGGAAGCAUUUAGAAGGUCCUUUUUAUGAUUGGACAGUAAAACUGCCCAGCUGC